CACGCUUCUGCCGGAGAGGGACUGUUGGGGGGGAAAAACAACCUUUCUCCGGACUCUCAAACGCACCUCCGCCUGUAUAUCACCAGGAAAAACCAUGAGACACAAAUGAUGUUCAACCUCUCUAUAGAUGGAGGCUCGUUUUCUAAGAACUUGGAGGAUUUUGACUCCAUUCGCAGCGUUCUGCUCUACAGCGAUUUGGAGCCCGAGUGGCUGGACGACAUUCAGAAGAACGGGGAGCUUUUCUACCUGGAGCUGAGUGAGGGUGAGGAGGAGGUGUCUCUGGCCCAGACCUCCGCCGUCCAGUGCGUGUCCACCAACCACGUCCGCUUCAGCGAAAAGGAGGCGGAAAUCAUCACCGAGCAGAACAGGAAGCAGAGAUGCAGCUCGCGGGCCAAAGGGGAGCCCGCUCUCAAACGGCUGGCGAGGAUGCUGAGGAGGAGACGCCGCUCCUCCCAGCGCCGGGGGGGGAAGGACGGGGGGGGCCGGAAUAAGCCGGCCUCCAUCUUGAAGAACCAGCCGGGCCAGAAGCAGGGAGAGACGGUCCGGCCACACCAGUCGAAGGAAGUGUGCGUCUACCUCAACCCAAAACGCCUAGCGGGGUCGGCCGGACCUCUGGGUGAUGGCGGGGGGCUGCUGGAGGCCCUGCUGGGGGUGGUGCAUCGGCCACUGGUCAGGGGAGAGGAAAGGCUGACCGUCCACGGGCUGAUACCAAACAGCCCCGCCACAAAGUGUGGCCAGAUCCUCAUC
Messenger RNA from Menidia menidia (Atlantic silverside), 747 nucleotides. NCBI's taxonomy places the organism in Eukaryota, Metazoa, Chordata, Actinopteri, Atheriniformes, Atherinopsidae. The record is from the annotation of a GenBank genome assembly.